Messenger RNA from Rattus rattus (black rat), 2025 nucleotides. It is a transcript of the gene Hnrnpa1, whose product is annotated as heterogeneous nuclear ribonucleoprotein A1. The transcript has 11 exons. Gene Ontology annotation, molecular function: RNA binding. Bases 174 to 1295 code for a protein of 373 amino acids. The record is from RefSeq and is a predicted model, not a curated record. NCBI's taxonomy places the organism in Eukaryota, Metazoa, Chordata, Mammalia, Rodentia, Muridae.
CAAAUCUCCAAUAAGACUGAAGCAAGGGCGGAGUCUACCAAUGCCGAAAGCGAGGAGGCGGGAUAAAAGGGAGAGCAGAAGGUAGGCUGCCAGACACGUUCGUUAUCUUAUUCCUUUCUGCUCUUUGACGCUGGCGAGGAAGCAUCGCUGAACGCUCUCAUCAUCCUACCGUCAUGUCUAAGUCAGAGUCCCCCAAGGAACCGGAACAGCUGCGGAAGCUCUUCAUUGGAGGGCUGAGCUUCGAAACAACCGACGAGAGUCUGAGGAGCCAUUUUGAGCAAUGGGGAACACUCACCGACUGUGUGGUAAUGAGAGAUCCAAACACCAAAAGAUCCAGAGGCUUUGGGUUUGUCACGUAUGCCACUGUGGAGGAAGUGGAUGCUGCCAUGAAUGCAAGACCACACAAGGUGGAUGGAAGAGUUGUGGAACCUAAGAGAGCUGUGUCAAGAGAAGAUUCUCAGAGACCAGGUGCCCACUUAACUGUGAAGAAGAUCUUUGUUGGCGGUAUUAAAGAAGACACUGAAGAACAUCACCUACGAGAUUAUUUUGAGCAGUAUGGGAAAAUUGAAGUGAUUGAAAUUAUGACUGACAGAGGCAGUGGAAAAAAGAGGGGAUUUGCGUUUGUCACCUUUGAUGACCAUGACUCUGUGGAUAAGAUUGUUAUUCAGAAAUACCAUACUGUGAAUGGCCACAACUGUGAAGUAAGAAAGGCUCUGUCGAAACAAGAGAUGGCUAGUGCUUCAUCCAGCCAGAGAGGUCGAAGUGGUUCCGGAAACUUUGGUGGUGGUCGUGGAGGUGGUUUCGGUGGCAAUGACAAUUUUGGUCGAGGAGGGAACUUCAGUGGUCGUGGUGGCUUUGGUGGCAGCCGUGGUGGUGGUGGAUAUGGUGGCAGUGGGGAUGGCUAUAAUGGAUUUGGCAAUGAUGGUGGUUAUGGAGGAGGCGGCCCUGGUUACUCUGGAGGAAGCAGAGGCUAUGGAAGUGGUGGACAGGGUUAUGGAAACCAGGGCAGUGGCUAUGGCGGGAGUGGCAGCUAUGACAGCUAUAACAACGGAGGAGGCGGAGGCGGCUUUGGCGGUGGUAGUGGAAGCAAUUUUGGAGGUGGUGGAAGCUACAAUGAUUUUGGCAAUUACAACAACCAGUCAUCAAAUUUUGGACCGAUGAAAGGAGGAAACUUUGGAGGCAGGAGCUCUGGCCCUUAUGGUGGUGGAGGCCAGUACUUUGCUAAACCACGAAACCAAGGUGGCUAUGGAGGUUCCAGCAGCAGCAGUAGCUAUGGCAGUGGCAGGAGGUUCUAAUUACAGCCAGGAAACAAAGCUUAGCAGGAGAGGAGAGCCAGAGAAGUGACAGGGAAGCUACAGGUUACAACAGAUUUGUGAACUCAGCCAAGCACAGUGGUGGCAGGGCCUAGCUGCUACAAAGAAGACAUGUUUUAGACAAUACUCAUGUGUGUGGGCAAAAACUCCAGGACUGUAUCUGUGACUAAUUGUAUAACAGGUUAUUUUAGUUUCUGUUCUGUGGAAAGUGUAAAGCAUUCCAACGAAGGGUUUUACUGUAGACCUUUUUCACCCAUGCUGUUGAUUGCUAAAUGUAAAAGUCUGAUCAUGACGCUGAAUAAAUGUGUCUUUUUUUUUUUUUUUUUUUUUUUUUUUUUAAAUGUGCUGUGUAAAGUUAGUCUACUCUGAAGCCAUCUUGGUAAACUUCCCCAACAGUGUGAAGUUAGAAUUCCUUCAGGGUGGUGCCAAAUUCCAUUUGGAAUUUAUUUAUGGUUGCUUGGGUGGAGAAGCCAUUGUCUUCAAAAACCUUGGUGUUGCUAAACUGCCAGUUACUGUUGUAACUUAAUGAGUUUCACCAUUUAAAGGGUCAUCCAAGCAAGAUCACAAUUUGGUUAUAAAAUGGUUGUUGGCACACCCUAUGCAAUAUCAAAAUUGAAUAACGGUAUCAGAUAAAAUAACAGAUGGGAAUGAAGCUUGUGUAUCAUCCAUUAUCAUGUGUACUCAAUAAACGAUUUAAUUCUCUUGAAUGGAA